GAUGUCAGUCUUAAUGUUUGUCUUGUUACUGAAAGUGAAAUGUACAUUUAUAAAACUCCACAAAAGAAAGUUUUGUUCUGGCAUGUGAGCGGACAGCCCUGCAGCGGGGUCCUGAGCGCCACUGGAGACAGGAAAAGAAGAUGACGGUCCAUAACUUGUACAUAUUUGACCGUAAUGGCAGCUGUCUGUAUUAUAACGAGUGGAACCGCAAGAAGCAGGCGGGGAUCUCCAAGGACGAGGAGUUUAAGCUGAUGUACGGGAUGCUGUUCUCCAUCCGAUCAUUCGUCAGUAAGAUGUCUCCUCUGGACAUGAAAGAGGGCUUCCUGACCUUUCAGACCAGCAAGUAUCGCCUGCACUACUACGAGACUCCCAGCGGACUGAGGUUUGUCAUGAACACGGACCUGUCUGUCCCCAACGCCAGAGAGACACUGCAGCACAUAUACAGCAACCUGUAUGUGGAGUACAUAGUGAAGAACCCGGUGUGUGUGUUGGGUCAGAGUUUGGACAGCGAGCUCUUCAGCAGCCGACUGGACGCUUUCAUCCGAGCGUUGCCGUACUACAGCCCACGAGCUGCAUAACACAGGACACACACACACACACACACACACACAGUGUUUAGUAUUUAUUGGUUGUAUUAAAGGUCUGAACACGUCGCUGCCGUCUGAUGUUUUAUUCUUUAUAAAUAAAGUAAAGUGUUUGAGCCUCA
Molecule: messenger RNA, 706 nt
Organism: Cottoperca gobio
Lineage: Eukaryota; Metazoa; Chordata; Actinopteri; Perciformes; Bovichtidae
Product: trafficking protein particle complex subunit 1-like
Exons: 5
Coding region: 141-578 (145 amino acids)
Biological process (GO): endoplasmic reticulum to Golgi vesicle-mediated transport
Cellular component (GO): TRAPP complex
Source: RefSeq, a predicted model, not a curated record